Messenger RNA from Exophiala bonariae, 672 nucleotides. RefSeq lists its product as uncharacterized. NCBI's taxonomy places the organism in Eukaryota, Fungi, Ascomycota, Eurotiomycetes, Chaetothyriales, Herpotrichiellaceae. Gene Ontology annotation, cellular component: cytoplasm; prefoldin complex. The transcript has a single exon. Gene Ontology annotation, biological process: protein folding; tubulin complex assembly; microtubule-based process. Bases 1 to 672 code for a protein of 223 amino acids. Gene Ontology annotation, molecular function: tubulin binding. The record is from RefSeq and is a predicted model, not a curated record.
AUGGCAGCCCCCGACGCCGCAACGACCAACCCGCGGGGCAUCCCGGUAUUCCCAUUCAUGAGCAAUGUUUCAGACUACGUGAAAUCGAUCGACGACGUCGAAUCCACACUGACACGCUUCCAAGAGAUGGUGUCGAAAUACACAUUCAUGCAGCAGAACGUCGAGCGGCGCGGGGCGGGGCUGCGCGAGAAACUGCCCGAGAUGAAGCGGACGCUCGAGGUGGUCAAGUUCCUCAAGAAGAAGCGGAAGGACAUUGCGGAGAAGAAAGCUACCGGCGAAGGAGGGGACGAUCUGGUGGACGACGAUGAGGAAGAGGGAACCCCCAAAGGGACAGCAGACGAGAUCGAGACGACGUUUAGUCUGCAGGACACGCUGUAUGCUAAGGCCAAGAUCCGGCCCGCGGAGAUCGACGACGUCUACCUCUGGCUCGGCGCGAAUGUCAUGGUGGCGUAUCCGCUCGACGAGGCCGAGGAGCUGCUGCAGGCGAAGCUGGACAAGGCCAAGGAGAGCGCCAAGGCCGCAGACGAGGAUCUCGAGUUCCUGCGCAUUCAGAUCACGACGCUCGAGGUCGCGGUCGCGAGGGUCCAUAAUUGGGACGUCGCCGAGAAGAGACGUUUGAGGGCGGAGGGCAAGUUGAAGGAUCCGGAUGCAGAUGCAGGGGACAAGGAAUAA